Molecule: messenger RNA, 234 nt
Organism: Theileria equi strain WA
Lineage: Eukaryota; Apicomplexa; Aconoidasida; Piroplasmida; Theileriidae
Exons: 1
Coding region: 1-234 (77 amino acids)
Molecular function (GO): nuclease activity
Source: RefSeq, a predicted model, not a curated record
AUGAAUCGUUGUGUUCAUAUUUUGGAAGCUGGAAUUAAGCCACUUCUUGUAUUUGAUUCAACACCACCCAAUUUGAAACUAGACACGUUAAGCAAGAGGAAAGAGAAACAUCCAUUGGGGAAGCCAAGGAGGCAGGUGAUAGUGAAGUAUUGUCUACGUAUCACGGCAAUAACAGUGUCCAUUACAUCCCCUGUAAUCAUUUUUGUACCCAUGCACUACCCAUCUCACGCAUAA